Molecule: messenger RNA, 9936 nt
Organism: Monodelphis domestica (gray short-tailed opossum)
Lineage: Eukaryota; Metazoa; Chordata; Mammalia; Didelphimorphia; Didelphidae
Source: RefSeq, a predicted model, not a curated record
AUGGAUCUAGUUCAGGUGGAAAGUCAAGCAGCUCUGGAGGACGAGGACAUAGCUCCAGUUCCUCCAGUUCUCAGAGACAUCAAUCUGGCUCUGCCUCUGGCUCAGGCUCUGGGUCAGAAUCCUGUUCAUGCUCAGGCUCAGAAUCGGGCUCAGGUCACUCCUCAGGCUCUAAGGGACAGGGAUCUAGAUCAGGCUCUGGGUCAGAAUCCUGUUCAUGCUCAGGCUCAGAAUCGGGCUCAGGUCACUCCUCAGGCUCUAAGGGACAGGGAUCUAGAUCAGGUCAUUCCUCCCGCUCUGGCAGACAUGGUUCAAGCUCAAGCCAAUCCUCUCACAGAGGACACAGGUCCAGCUCAGGGGAGGAAUCACUCAGGCUCAGGCUCAGGCUCCAAUAAGUCCUCUAGCUCUGGUCAAUAUGGCUCAGGUUCAGGUCACUCAUCAGGCAGCAAGGGACAUGGAUCUAGUUCAGGGAAACAAUCAGGAAGCUCUGGAGCCAAGGGAGGCAGUUCCAGCUCCCAUCAAUCCUCCAGCUCUGGCCAAUAUGGCUCAGGCUCCAAUAAGUCCUCUAGCUCUGGUCAAUAUGGCUCAGGUUCAGGUCACUCAUCAGGCAGCAAGGGACAUGGAUCUAGUUCAGGUCAUUCCUCCCGCUCUGGCAGACAUGGUUCAAGCUCAAGCCAAUCCUCUCAGAGAGGACACAGGUCCAGCUCAGGGGAGGAAUCAGUGAGCUCUGGCCGGAAAGGAAGUAGUAGUGGCAGUUCCCAUCGGUCCUCUAGCAAUACCCAAUAUGGCUCUCAAUCAGGGAGGUCAUCUAGCAGCAAGGGACAUGGAUCUAGUUCAGGGAAACAGUCAGGAAGCUCUGGAGCCAAGGGAGGCAGUUCCAGCUCCCAUCAAUCCUCCAGCUCUGGCCAAUAUGGCUCUGGCUCUAAAAGCUCUAGUUCUGGCUCUGGAUCCUGUUCAGGCUCAGGCUCAGGCUCAGGCUCAGGCUCAGGCUCAGGCUCAGGCUCCAAUAGGUCCUCUAGCUCUGGUCAAUAUGGCUCAGGUUCAGGUCAUUCCUCCCGCUCUGGCAGACAUGGUUCAAGCUCAAGCCAAUCCUCUCAGAGAGGACACAGGUCCAGCUCAGGGGAGGAAUCAGUGAGCUCUGGCCGGAAAGGAAGUAGUAGUGGCAGCUCCCAUCAGUCCUCUAGCUCUAGCCAAUAUGGCUCUCGAUCAGGGAGGUCAUCUAGCAGCAAGGGACAUGGAUCUAGCUCGAAUAAGUCCUCUAGCUCUGGUCAAUAUGGCUCAGGUUCAGGUCACUCAUCAGGCAGCAAGGGACAUGGAUCUAGUUCAGGUGGAAAGUCAAGCAGCUCUGGAGGACGAGGACAUAGCUCCAGUUCCUCCAGUUCUCAGAGACAUCAAUCUGGCUCUGCCUCUGGCUCAGGCUCUGGGUCAGAAUCCUGUUCAUGCUCAGGCUCAGAAUCGGGCUCAGGUCACUCCUCAGGCUCUAAGGGACAGGGAUCUAGAUCAGGUCAUUCCUCCCGCUCUGGCAGACAUGGUUCAAGCUCAAGCCAAUCUUCUCAGAGAGGACACAGGUCCAGCUCAGGGGAGGAAUCAGUGAGCUCUGGCCGGAAAGGAAGUAGUAGUGGCAGCUCCCAUCAGUCCUCUAGCUCUAGCCAAUAUGGCUCUCGAUCAGGGAGACAUGGUUCAAGCUCAAGCCAAUCCUCUCACAGAGGACACAGGUCCAGCUCAGGGGAGGAAUCAGUGAGCUCUGGCCGGAAAGGAAGUAGUAGUGGCAGCUCCCAUCAGUCCUCUAGCUCUAGCCAAUAUGGCUCUCGAUCAGGGAGGUCAUCUAGCAGCAAGGGACAUGGAUCUAGCUCCAAUAGGUCCUCUAGCUCUGGUCAAUAUGGCUCAGGUUCAGGUCACUCAUCAGGCAGCAAGGGACAUGGAUCUAGCUCAGGCUCCAAUAAGUCCUCUAGCUCUGGUCAAUAUGGCUCAGGUUCAGGUCACUCAUCAGGCAGCAAGGGACAUGGAUCUAGUUCAGGUGGAAAGUCAAGCAGCUCUGGAGGACGAGGACAUAGCUCCAGUUCCUCCAGUCACUCCUCAGGCUCUAAGGGACAGGGAUCUAGAUCAGGUCAUUCCUCCCGCUCUGGCAGACAUGGUUCAAGCUCAAGCCAAUCCUCUCAGAGAGGACACAGGUCCAGCUCAGGGGAGGAAUCAGUGAGCUCUGGCCGGAAAGGAAGUAGUAGUGGCAGCUCCCAUCAGUCCUCUAGCUCUAGCCAAUAUGGCUCUCGAUCAGGGAGGUCAUCUAGCAGCAAGGGACAUGGAUCUAGUUCAGGGAAACAUUCAGGAAGCUCUGGAGCCAAGGGAGGCAGUUCCAGCUCCCAUCAAUCCUCCAGCUCUGGCCAAUAUGGCUCAGGCUCGAAUAAGUCCUCUAGCUCUGGUCAAUAUGGCUCAGGUUCAGGUCACUCAUCAGGCAGCAAGGGACAUGGAUCUAGUUCAGGUGGAAAGUCAAGCAGCUCUGGAGGACGAGGACAUAGCUCCAAAUCGGGCUCAGGUCACUCCUCAGGCUCUAAGGGACAGGGAUCUAGAUCAGGUCAUUCCUCCCGCUCUGGCAGACAUGGUUCAAGCUCAAGCCAAUCUUCUCAGAGAGGACACAGGUCCAGCUCAGGGGAGGAAUCAUCCAAUAAGUCCUCUAGCUCUGGUCAAUAUGGCUCAGGUUCAGGUCACUCAUCAGGCAGCAAGGGACAUGGAUCUAGCUCCAAUAAGUCCUCUAGCUCUGGUCAAUAUGGCUCAGGUUCAGGUCACUCAUCAGGCAGCAAGGGACAUGGAUCUAGUUCAGGUGGAAAGUCAAGCAGCUCUGGAGGAAGAGGACAUAGCUCCAGUUCCUCCAGUUCUCAGAGACAUCGCUCUGGCUCUGCCUCUGGCUCAGGCUCUGGGUCAGAAUCCUGUUCAUGCUCAGGCUCAGAAUCGGGCUCAGGUCACUCCUCAGGCUCUAAGGGACAGGGAUCUAGAUCAGGUCAUUCCUCCCGCUCUGGCAGACAUGGUUCAAGCUCAAGCCAAUCCUCUCAGAGAGGACACAGGUCCAGCUCAGGGGAGGAAUCAGUGAGCUCUGGCCGGAAAGGAAGUAGUAGUGGCAGCUCCCAUCAGUCCUCUAGCUCUAGCCAAUAUGGCUCUCGAUCAGGGAGGUCAUCUAGCAGCAAGGGACAUGGAUCUAGUUCAGGGAAACAGUCAGGAAGCUCUGGAGCCAAGGGAGGCAGUUCCAGCUCCCAUCAAUCCUCCAGCUCUGGCCAAUAUGGCUCUGGCUCUAAAAGCUCUGGUUCUGGCUCUGGAUCCUGUUCAGGCUCAGGCUCAGGCUCAGGCUCAGGCUCAGGCUCAGGCUCAGGCUCCAAUAAGUCCUCUAGCUCUGGUCAAUAUGGCUCAGGUUCAGGUCACUCAUCAGGCAGCAAGGGACAUGGAUCUAGUUCAGGGAAACAGUCAGGAAGCUCUGGAGCCAAGGGAGGCAGUUCCAGCUCCCAUCAAUCCUCCAGCUCUGGCCAAUAUGGCUCUGGCUCUAAAAGCUCUGGUUCUGGCUCUGGAUCCUGUUCAGGCUCAGGCUCAGGCUCAGGCUCGAAUAAGUCCUCUAGCUCUGGUCAAUAUGGCUCAGGUUCAGGUCACUCAUCAGGCAGCAAGGGACAUGGAUCUAGUUCAGGCUCAGAAUCGGGCUCAGGUCACUCCUCAGGCUCUAAGGGACAGGGAUCUAGAUCAGGUCAUUCCUCCCGCUCUGGCAGACAUGGUUCAAGCUCAAGCCAAUCCUCUCAGAGAGGACACAGGUCCAGCUCAGGGGAGGAAUCAGUGAGCUCUGGCAGGAAAGGAAGUAGUAGUGGCAGCUCCCAUCAGUCCUCUAGCUCUAGCCAAUAUGGCUCUCGAUCAGGGAGGUCAUCUAGCAGCAAGGGACAUGGAUCUAGUUCAGGGAAACAGUCAGGAAGCUCUGGAGCCAAGGGAGGCAGUUCCAGCUCCCAUCAAUCCUCCAGCUCUGGCCAAUAUGGCUCUGGCUCCAAUAAGUCCUCUAGCUCUGGUCAAUAUGGCUCAGGUUCAGGUCACUCAUCAGGCAGCAAGGGACAUGGAUCUAGUUCAGGUGGAAAGUCAAGCAGCUCUGGAGGAAGAGGACAUAGCUCCAAAUCGGGCUCAGGUCACUCCUCAGGCUCUAAGGGACAGGGAUCUAGAUCAGGUCAUUCCUCCCGCUCUGGCAGACAUGGAAGUAGUAGUGGCAGCUCCCAUCACUCUGGCCAAUAUGGCUCUGGCUCUAAAAGCUCUGGUUCUGGCUCUGGAUCCUGUUCAGGCUCAGGCUCAGGCUCAGGCUCAGGCUCCAAUAAGUCCUCUAGCCCUGGUCAAUAUGGCUCAGGUUCAGGUCACUCAUCAGGCAGCAAGGGACAUGGAUCUAGUUCAGGUGGAAAGUCAAGCAGCUCUGGAGGAAGAGGACAUAGCUCCAGUUCCUCCAGACACAGGUCCAGCUCAGGGGAGGAAUCAGUGAGCUCUGGCCGGAAAGGAAGUAGUAGUGGCAGCUCCCAUCAGUCCUCUAGCUCUAGCCAAUAUGGCUCUCGAUCAGGGAGGUCAUCUAGCAGCAAGGGACAUGGAUCUAGUUCAGGGAAACAGUCAGGAAGCUCUGGAGCCAAGGGAGGCUCCAAUAAGUCCUCUAGCUCUGGUCAAUAUGGCUCAGGUUCAGGACACUCAUCAGGCAGCAAGGGACAUGGAUCUAGUUCAGGGAAACAAUCAGGACGCUCUGGAGCCAAGGGAGGCAGUUCCAGCUCCCAUCAAUCCUCCAGCUCUGGCCAAUAUGGCUCUGGCUCUAAAAGCUCUGGUUCUGGCUCUGGAUCCUGUUCAGGCUCAGGCUCAGGCUCAGGCUCAGGCUCCAAUAAGUCCUCUAGCUCUGGUCAAUAUGGCUCAGGUUCAGGUCACUCAUCAGGCAGCAAGGGACAUGGAUCUAGUUCAGGUGGAAAGUCAAGCAGCUCUGGAGGAAGAGGACAUAGCUCCAGUUCCUCCAGUUCUCAGAGACAUCGCUCUGGCUCUGCCUCUGGCUCAGGCUCUGGGUCAGAAUCCUGUUCAUGCUCAGGCUCAGAAUCGGGCUCAGGUCACUCCUCAGGCUCUAAGGGACAGGGAUCUAGAUCAGGUCAUUCCUCCCGCUCUGGCAGACAUGGUUCAAGCUCAAGCCAAUCCUCUCACAGAGGACACAGGUCCAGCUCAGGGGAGGAAUCAGGCCAAUAUGGCUCUGGCUCUAAAAGCUCUGGUUCUGGCUCUGGAUCCUGUUCAGGCUCAGGCUCAGGCUCAGGCUCAGGCUCAGGCUCCAAUAAGUCCUCUAGCUCUGGUCAAUAUGGCUCAGGUUCAGGUCACUCAUCAGGCAGCAAGGGACAUGGAUCUAGUUCAGGGAAACAGUCAGGAAGCUCUGGAGCCAAGGGAGGCAGUUCCAGCUCCCAUCAAUCCUCCAGCUCUGGCCAAUAUGGCUCAGGCUCCAAUAAGUCCUCUAGCUCUGGUCAAUAUGGCUCAGGUUCAGGUCACUCAUCAGGCAGCAAGGGACAUGGAUCUAGUUCAGGUGGAAAGUCAAGCAGCUCUGGAGGAAGAGGACAUAGCUCCAGUUCCUCCAGUUCUCAGAGACAUCGCUCUGGCUCUGCCUCUGGCUCAGGCUCUGGGUCAGAAUCCUGUUCAUGCUCAGGCUCAGAAUCGGGCUCAGGUCACUCCUCAGGCUCUAAGGGACAGGGAUCUAGAUCAGGUCAUUCCUCCCGCUCUGGCAGACAUGGUUCAAGCUCAAGCCAAUCCUCUCACAGAGGACACAGGUCCAGCUCAGGGGAGGAAUCAGGCUCAGGCUCAGGCUCCAAUAAGUCCUCUAGCUCUGGUCAAUAUGGCUCAGGUUCAGGUCACUCAUCAGGCAGCAAGGGACAUGGAUCUAGUUCAGGGAAACAAUCAGGAAGCUCUGGAGCCAAGGGAGGCAGUUCCAGCUCCCAUCAAUCCUCCAGCUCUGGCCAAUAUGGCUCUGGCUCUAAAAGCUCUGGUUCUGGCUCUGGAUCCUGUUCAGGCUCAGGCUCAGGCUCAGGCUCAGGCUCCAAUAAGUCCUCUAGCUCUGGUCAAUAUGGCUCAGGUUCAGGUCACUCAUCAGGCAGCAAGGGACAUGGAUCUAGUUCAGGACAUAGCUCCAGUUCCUCCAGCUCAGAAUCGGGCUCAGGUCACUCCUCAGGCUCUAAGGGACAGGGAUCUAGAUCAGGUCAUUCCUCCCGCUCUGGCAGACAUGGUUCAAGCUCAAGCCAAUCCUCUCAGAGAGGACACAGGUCCAGCUCAGGGGAGGAAUCAGUGAGCUCUGGCCGGAAAGGAAGUAGUAGUGGCAGCUCCCAUCAGUCCUCUAGCUCUAGCCAAUAUGGCUCUCGAUCAGGGAGACAUGGUUCAAGCUCAAGCCAAUCCUCUCAGAGAGGACACAGGUCCAGCUCAGGGGAGGAAUCAGUGAGCUCUGGCCGGAAAGGAAGUAGUAGUGGCAGCUCCCAUCAGUCCUCUAGCUCUAGCCAAUAUGGCUCUCGAUCAGGGAGGUCAUCUAGCAGCAAGGGACAUGGAUCUAGCUCCAAUAAGUCCUCUAGCCCUGGUCAAUAUGGCUCAGGUUCAGGUCACUCAUCAGGCAGCAAGGGACAUGGAUCUAGUUCAGGUGGAAAGUCAAGCAGCUCUGGAGGAAGAGGACAUAGCUCCAGUUCCUCCAGUUCUCAGAGACAUCGCUCUGGCUCUGCCUCUGGCUCAGGCUCUGGGUCAGAAUCCUGUUCAUGCUCAGGCUCAGAAUCGGGCUCAGGUCACUCCUCAGGCUCUAAGGGACAGGGAUCUAGAUCAGGUCAUUCCUCCCGCUCUGGCAGACAUGGUUCAAGCUCAAGCCAAUCCUCUCACAGAGGACACAGGUCCAGCUCAGGGGAGGAAUCAGUGAGCUCUGGCCGGAAAGGAAGUAGUAGUGGCAGCUCCCAUCAGUCCUCUAGCUCUAGCCAAUAUGGCUCUCGAUCAGGGAGGUCCAAUAAGUCCUCUAGCUCUGGUCAAUAUGGCUCAGGUUCAGGACACUCAUCAGGCAGCAAGGGACAUGGAUCUAGCUCCAAUAAGUCCUCUAGCUCUGGUCAAUAUGGCUCAGGUUCAGGUCACUCAUCAGGCAGCAAGGGACAUGGAUCUAGUUCAGGUGGAAAGUCAAGCAGCUCUGGAGGAAGAGGACAUAGCUCCAGUUCCUCCAGUUCUCAGAGACAUCGCUCUGGCUCUGCCUCUGGCUCAGGCUCUGGGUCAGAAUCCUGUUCAUGCUCAGGCUCAGAAUCGGGCUCAGGUCACUCCUCAGGCUCUAAGGGACAGGGAUCUAGAUCAGGUCAUUCCUCCCGCUCUGGCAGACAUGGUUCAAGCUCAAGCCAAUCCUCUCACAGAGGACACAGGUCCAGCUCAGGGGAGGAAUCAGUGAGCUCUGGCCGGAAAGGAAGUAGUAGUGGCAGCUCCCAUCAGUCCUCUAGCUCUAGCCAAUAUGGCUCUCGAUCAGGGAGGUCAUCUAGCAGCAAGGGACAUGGAUCUAGUUCAGGGAAACAGUCAGGAAGCUCUGGAGCCAAGGGAGGCAGUUCCAGCUCCCAUCAAUCCUCCAGCUCUGGCCAAUAUGGCUCUGGCUCUAAAAGCUCUGGCUCAGGCUCAGGCUCAGGCUCAGGCUCCAAUAAGUCCUCUAGCUCUGGUCAAUAUAGCUCAGGUUCAGGUCACUCAUCAGGCAGCAAGGGACAUGGAUCUAGUUCAGGUGGAAAGUCAAGCAGCUCUGGAGGACGAGGACAUAGCUCCAGUUCCUCCAGUUCUCAGAGACAUCGCUCUGGCUCUGCCUCUGCCUCUGGCUCAGGCUCUGGGUCAGAAUCCUGUUCAUGCUCAGGCUCAGAAUCGGGCUCAGGUCACUCCUCAGGCUCUAAGGGACAGGGAUCUAGAUCAGGUCAUUCCUCCCGCUCUGGCAGACAUGGUUCAAGCUCAAGCCAAUCCUCUCACAGAGGACACAGGUCCAGCUCAGGGGAGGAAUCAGUGAGCUCUGGCCGGAAAGGAAGUAGUAGUGGCAGCUCCCAUCAGUCCUCUAGCUCUAGCCAAUAUGGCUCUCGAUCAGGGAGACAUGGUUCAAGCUCAAGCCAAUCCUCUCAGAGCGGACACAGGUCCAGCUCAGGGGAGGAAUCAGGCCAAUAUGGCUCUGGCUCUAAAAGCUCUGGUUCUGGCUCUGGAUCCUGUUCAGGCUCAGGCUCAGGCUCAGGCUCAGGCUCAGGCUCCAAUAAGUCCUCUAGCUCUGGUCAAUAUGGCUCAGGUUCAGGUCACUCAUCAGGCAGCAAGGGACAUGGAUCUAGCUCCAAUAAGUCCUCUAGCUCUGGUCAAUAUGGCUCAGGUUCAGGUCACUCAUCAGGCAGCAAGGGACAUGGAUCUAGUUCAGGUGGAAAGUCAAGCAGCUCUGGAGGAAGAGGACAUAGCUCCAGUUCCUCCAGUUCUCAGAGACAUCGCUCUGGCUCUGCCUCUGGCUCAGGCUCUGGGUCAGAAUCCUGUUCAUGCUCAGGCUCAGAAUCGGGCUCAGGUCACUCCUCAGGCUCUAAGGGACAGGGAUCUAGAUCAGGUCAUUCCUCCCGCUCUGGCAGACAUGGUUCAAGCUCAAGCCAAUCCUCUCAGAGAGGACACAGGUCCAGCUCAGGGGAGGAAUCAGUGAGCUCUGGCCGGAAAGGAAGUAGUAGUGGCAGCUCCCAUCAGUCCUCUAGCUCUAGCCAAUAUGGCUCUCGAUCAGGGAGGUCAUCUAGCAGCAAGGGACAUGGAUCUAGUUCAGGGAAACAGUCAGGAAGCUCUGGAGCCAAGGGAGGCAGUUCCAGCUCCCAUCAAUCCUCCAGCUCUGGCCAAUAUGGCUCUGGCUCUAAAAGCUCUGGUUCUGGCUCUGGAUCCUGUUCAGGCUCAGGCUCAGGCUCAGGCUCAGGCUCCAAUAAGUCCUCUAGCUCUGGUCAAUAUGGCUCAGGUUCAGGUCACUCAUCAGGCAGCAAGGGACAUGGAUCUAGCUCCAAUAAGUCCUCUAGCUCUGGUCAAUAUGGCUCAGGUUCAGGUCACUCAUCAGGCAGCAAGGGACAUGGAUCUAGUUCAGGUGGAAAGUCAAGCAGCUCUGGAGGAAGAGGACAUAAAUCGGGCUCAGGUCACUCCUCAGGCUCUAAGGGACAGGGAUCUAGAUCAGGUCAUUCCUCCCGCUCUGGCAGACAUGGUUCAAGCUCAAGCCAAUCCUCUCAGAGAGGACACAGGUCCAGCUCAGGGGAGGAAUCAGGCUCAGGCUCAGGCUCCAAUAAGUCCUCUAGCUCUGGUCAAUAUGGCUCAGGUUCAGGUCACUCAUCAGGCAGCAAGGGACAUGGAUCUAGUUCAGGGAAACAAUCAGGAAGCUCUGGAGCCAAGGGAGGCAGUUCCAGCUCCCAUCAAUCCUCCAGCUCUGGCCAAUAUGGCUCUGGCUCUAAAAGCUCUGGUUCUGGCUCUGGAUCCUGUUCAGGCUCAGGCUCAGGCUCAGGCUCAGGCUCCAAUAAGUCCUCUAGCUCUGGUCAAUAUGGCUCAGGUUCAGGUCACUCAUCAGGCAGCAAGGGACAUGGAUCUAGUUCAGGUGGAAAGUCAAGCAGCUCUGGAGGAAGAGGACAUAGCUCCAGCUCUGGGUCAGAAUCCUGUUCAUGCUCAGGCUCAGAAUCGGGCUCAGGUCACUCCUCAGGCUCUAAGGGACAGGGAUCUAGAUCAGGUCAUUCCUCCCGCUCUGGCAGACAUGGUUCAAGCUCAAGCCAAUCCUCUCAGAGAGGACACAGGUCCAGCUCAGGGGAGGAAUCACUCCUCUCCAACACCAGAAUGGAGAUCACGUUCACCACAGACUCAACAGGCUCCCAUCUGCACUACACCUUCAUGCUGCAUGUGACAUACCCCUCAACCACUCAGCACUUUACCCCAGACAGUGUAGGGAAAAAGCAUUCCCAUUAA